This is a messenger RNA of Megalopta genalis, 4572 nucleotides long. NCBI's taxonomy places the organism in Eukaryota, Metazoa, Arthropoda, Insecta, Hymenoptera, Halictidae. The record is from RefSeq and is a predicted model, not a curated record.
CACAUGCAGCGUGUACUGCAGGAUAACCAAAAACCGUUAAUUAUGGCAAAAUUAAGGCAUUAGAAAUUAAAUCAAGGGCAUGGAACUGUUCGGGAGAAUCUGCUGCAUCGAUAUCGUAUCAUUAAAAUGUAACAAUUGUGUACACAUCGAUUGCUGGGAUCUCGCUACGCGGUGGUUCCUGCGAUUGGAGUCCCGAAGGAAAGUCAAGUCAAGAAAUCCCAAUAACUGCAUUGAAUAUCUGCGAUCUACGGAGGCGAUCGGUCGCCGGUAUCUUCCGGUCCGAGGAUAGUCGCGUCCAACGCCGCCUUGUUAAAAAAUCGGAACUUUGCUCCCGACGGAUCCGGGUCGGGACGACGGAGACGGAGACGGGACGACGGGAUAGGCAGGGGGUGCCUAUCGAUAAGCACUUAUCUUCGGAACAAUCGAGGAGCACGUUCCUUGCGUUCGAAGGUCCGCUCCACGUGCUCGCUCUCGUACUCGCACUCGGGAUCCAGGCAGCAUGCCCGUGAUUUGUUCGUCCUUUUAUUAAGAGGAGGACCGAGAUGGCGCAGGAAAUCCCGGAGACGACGUAUGUACCGGAAGUAGCGAAGGACGCGAGAAAGGAGCGGGAAAGGCGGACCGUUCAAGACGGGACGGCGCUCUGGAAGCGGCGAAAGGAGGAGCUGGAACGUCGGAAGCACCGUGAACAGCGUGAACUCCAGCAAAUCUUGGAGAAUUAUUCGCCGUGGGGUAAGCCGGGGGGUGGCGCGCCAUGCGCGGCAACCCUUCGAAAGAAGAACGUUCCGCUGGAGCCGAUCGAGGCGAUAGAGUCCCUGGUUCGCCCGGAGUCUCUGGAGCAAGGGAGGUGUCGGAAUUUCGGCCAGCUGACGGCCCUCUGGCCUUGGGGUCGACCCGGUCCUGGCGGAGUUCCUUGGAGGGAUCCAAAAUUGCUGGGGGCGCGAUUCCUCGAGUCUUUGGGAUGGACGAGCGAUGCGACGAUCGAGAGGAUCCAUCGGAAGCAUAUUAAUCCCAUGGACGUCACGGAUACAAACAGGUUCUUCGAUGACAAAGGGACGAUGUCGGGUGUCGCCUCAGGUAUGCCGCCAGUGGAGGAACCGAUGCGCCGAUACAACGAUGAAGUUCAGGUGUACGAGUUGACCGGGGGCGUGGAAUUGGUGCCGCUUUUGACCAGCAGGCGUUAUUACUCGCAGCAGCCACAAAGCACUCGUUACGUCGCGACGGACGCUACGCGGCCUGGAUACACGAUAGAGCCGAGGAACGACGGAUGGAACAAGAGAGCUGUCGCAGGCACUUCGACACCUGGAGGAGGCUCUGGGGUCGGCCGGGUCAUGGCGCCCCCAUGGAUCAUGCCCAUCGUAACAAUCUAUACAACAUUCUCUACCGUCCGGUCAUCUAUUGAAUUUCCGUCUCGUACUUGCCACGGUGCUUACCACGCUGUUCCGCCCGCGGACCGGAAGCGAAGCCUUUGCUGCCACCUGGACGCGCCCUACCGCUCCCCACGAUCGCAGCGAAUUUACCGUACAGGGUGCUGCCUCGCGAUCGCGUCGACACCCGGAAAGGGGGGGAUUCGAAGAAACUUUUUCCCAAGCGAAACUCCAAUCCACGCGGCUUUCUUUACGAGUUAUGUUAUAGUUAUAUUACAGUUAUAUAGAAACGGCGAGACGAACGAGAGGUGAGACACGGCCGAGCUCUCCUCUCGUCGAUUACUCGUAAACAAAGACGCGGAUCGCAUUUGCGCCGAGGUAAAAAUUACUUGGAAUCACCUUGCGGGAGCCUCGCCCUGUAUAAGGACGCGGAAAACGAAUACGAUUUCGAGCAGGAUGGGACAGUGGCAGAGAAAAGGAGAGAAAGAGGGAAAGAGAGAGCUCGCCCUUUCGGACAGAUAAGAAACUUGGAAUAACGAAGCACGGCGAGCCGAGAACCAGCGUGAGAUGGAUUGUUACGAAAUCGUUCGAGUCGUUUCUCGAUGAAACGUCGAAAGGAACGAGAAGCCUGGAGAAGUUGCGCGGUUGGGAGCCGGAAGUGAUGUAACAGGUGAUGUAACUUCCGUAGAGGAAAGAUGAAAAUGGCGGAUCGUCGACGAUUCGAAACAGCUCGGGCUGUAUAAUUAAUCGACGGUUUUGCAUAAAAAGAGAGCGAGAGGGAAGAGGUAGCGCGUCGACGGCGAAGCGAGGCGAGGCGAGGCGAGGCGAGGCGAGGCGAGUUGCGAGUUGCGAGUUGCGAGUUGCGAGUGGAAGUUGAGAACGAGAACGAGUAUCGGGUUCGUAGGUGGAUACGACGCGACGAGCACUCGUUAAAAUAUUUUUCUUCUGCUCGAACCUAGUUUAAACGGCGCUUGAUAGUCUACCGAGUCGGUCGCGCUUCGAGUCCUCGUUGUAGCUACAGCUGUCGGAGCUGGCAAGUUCGCCUCGCGUAUCUUGGAAUCGCUUUCGAACCGUUUAUGGAAUAAUUAGGGGUGCCCGCGACCCGUAUCGCUCCCAAAGUGCUCCGCCUUCUCGCGGUCGAUUCAGCCAGCCUUUCAAUUCAGCGCCUCGAAAUUUCGCUCAACUUUCAGCCAUCGGCGGUCCAUCGAAUCAUCUUUUUUUCCAAGAUAUUUGCUCGAUGUUUCGAUCGAUUCGUUGACUCUCGAUUAGGCGCGUUGAACCGACCUCGCGACGGCGGAUUUUAUGCGUUCGCUGGACAAACGUUCCAAGCGAAUAAAUCAAAUCCCGAAGGUCGAGCGUCGCGUUCGCUUUUCGAAACUUUUUAAUCCUAUAUAUGUAUAUACAAUAUAGGUAUAUGUAUAGCCACCGAAUUACAUCGUUCGUACAGGGUACCGAUUUACCGGUUGGGCAUAACGCGGGCGUUUCGCGUGCCGCCAGAUUUUAUAACCGAGCAAAACAGAGCCACGGAACGAAAGCCGCGGAAUACGAUCGAACACGAUGUAAGCCAGAGGUUACAUUCGAGAGAAAAUCCGAGACGAUUCGGUCAGAGAAUCUCCAUAGGAAUCGGUCCACGAUUUCGAUCAAAGUCUGCCCGUCGACGUCGAUCGCGCCUGUAGUCGUAGCUCGGCUGGUCGCACACGGAAACGCGAAGCAGACUGAAACGUCACGUACCAUUUUUAUUUCUACGUAGUUCAAAACAACGCCUCCGCCGAGAGACAAUCGUAAAGCAAGCAAGAAUAGCAGUGGGGCGGCUCGGUCAUGACUGGAAUCGCGACGACGCGAUUCUUGCUCGAGGACAACGGGGGAACGGGAACGAGCGAUGUCUCUCUCUUUCUCGAGGGGGAGAAAGAGGCGGUGGAGGAGAAGAAUCGUGGCACGACCAAGUUCCGAGAAGCUACCGCGUUUAAUAAACGGAUCGCUUUGUCAUCGACGCGCGACGAUUCGAUCCGACAGGGAACAAUCGACAGAUUCGGAUCUAUUUUCUGCUAAUCUUAUCCUCGACGAUGAGAGUAGUCGGGUUAGAAAAUCAUAGUUCCGUGAUACGAGCUUCGUUCGGACGCGUACCUCUCGGCGAACCUAACGAUGGAACCAAGGGGGCAAUCUCUUUCUCGUGCCAUUGGCGACUAAUUAUUUAUUUAAUCGAUAAUCGUAAAUUCUACACUCGUUCACUAAUUUCUCACUCUCGACGAUGCUUCGCCGCUGUCUCGCGAUCAAAAGUCUUUUUCGCGUCUUACCUCGCAUAUAUUUAUUCCGAUCGCCCACGCACUCGUUCGCAUACGCACUCGUUCGCACACGGAUUCACGGUGAACGCAGCUUGCAUCGUCACCUCCCAGCACUCGCGCUCCAAGGUGUUGAUCCAUCCUAGAAGAGGACAAAACGGAGAGACACGCCGCGUCGGGGCCGAAGCGUUCGCGAUGUCGCGUGCCACGCCGAAGAGAGAGCGGGCACGCGUCCGAACGCUGCUGCUGCCUCCCUCCCGCGCGUGCCUACGAUUUGUUUUCGGCUCUAAUAUCCCCGAGAAAGGUUCUAUGGAAAUUGCUUUUAUCGAAAAUGGAAUUCCGUCGUUGCCGCGACGACCGAACGACCGCAGACUCGCGUGUCGCUGCCACGUAUACAUGGUACCGCGCGCGCCAAUUUUUCCGGUUUUUGCCGGACCGAACGCGACUCGUUGCAAACCUUUAUAUUUCUCGAUAUUUUUCUCUUUGCCGGCGCGGCGAAGCGAGCGAGCGGGCGAAACCGCGACCAAGCUCGGAUCGAAUUCGCGACUCGACGAGCUUUCGAUUUCCCUUCGAAAACGUUCGAAGGACUCGAAACGCUCCCGAACCUUUCUUCGGUUUGUACUUCCGCGAGUCGUUUUCCCGGUUCUUUGGCCGAUCCGAAAAUCGUCGUCGCGUCGCGCGUUUCGAACGCCAACGGAGCAUCGUCGGGGGCCGCUCGGAACCGGCGCAUUGGUACGUCCGAUUCGCGAGAGCAAAGUUGCGAAUUCAUUUUGUUAGAUUUGUAAUGCGACGAGCGAGAAAGCCGAUCCGUUUCCGAACGAUUCGGCGAGAUAUCGUCGUCGAUGCAAGCUACUUUAAAAGCGCACGUUUAAUUAUCUUUAAGGGUUAAGAAUAUCGUAGGAACACUCAAUAAAGAAAUUUCAUCUCGA